GUGUUGCUGUGGCCACACGUGGUGGGCUGAGUCCGCAUCAGACUCGGCGCGCUCCGCGUUCUCAGCAACAGCUGCUGGUCUUCCUGCUCUUCCCGUUCGCUAUGUCCACGUCCACGAGCUGCCCGAUUCCCGGGGGCAGGGACCGGCUGCCCGACUGCUACAGCACCACGCCAGGGGGCACGCUUUACGCCACUACCCCGGGAGGCACCAGGAUCAUCUACGACCGAAAGUUCCUGUUGGAGUGCAAGAACUCACCCAUUGCCCGGACACCCCCCUGCUGUCUCCCUCAGAUUCCAGGGGUCACAACUCCAACAGCCCCAAUCUCCAAGCUAGAGGAACUGAAGGAGCAGAAGGAGACAGAGGAAGAGAUACCCGAUGACGCACAGUUUGAAAUGGACAUCUAAUCCGGUGCAGAUGACCCUGUGCAGGAGUGAGAGGGAUCCCUCCUGCCGUUGCUGCCACCACCUCUUCUGGGGUAUCCAAAGGCCAACUGGCUUCAUCUUAUCUGGAAGGGAGUGACUUGUUGGUUCUGGGCCUCCCUUAGUUCCAAGGCAGCUAGACCAGAGAUGAGUGGGCAAUUUGCCAAGCCCUUCACUCAACUUUCUCUGGUCUGUAGGCACCCUUCCUGAUCCACAGCCCUCCCUGCUCAUGGACUGAGGCUGGGACUGGAACUGGGGGACGGAGUAUGUCACUUCUGACUGCUUAGUAAACUUUAAAAGAAA
Molecule: messenger RNA, 722 nt
Organism: Sorex fumeus (smoky shrew)
Lineage: Eukaryota; Metazoa; Chordata; Mammalia; Eulipotyphla; Soricidae
Gene: EIF4EBP3
Product: eukaryotic translation initiation factor 4E binding protein 3
Exons: 3
Coding region: 102-404 (100 amino acids)
Biological process (GO): negative regulation of translational initiation
Cellular component (GO): cytoplasm
Molecular function (GO): eukaryotic initiation factor 4E binding
Source: RefSeq, a predicted model, not a curated record